CGGUCUCAUGUGGGGCGAGGGACGUCUGCCCCACGGAGCCCGCCCGGAGCCUCCAUCCUGUUGCGGACGGAGGUGCUGAGGCCGCCCCGUCUCUCUCCGCAGUGGCCGUGGACACCACCCUGUGCGUGGAGUGGAAGGAGGUGAAAGCGCUGUCGCCGCUGCGUGCUGCCCGGCCGGCCCCGCUGCCCCGCCUGCUGCGCCAGGCCUCCUUCGACAGCCAGGACUUCCUCGAGGUCAAUGUUGAAGACACUGUCGAGAUGCUGCCCAAGUCGCGGCGCGCGCUGACCAUCCAGGAGAUCGCCGCCCUGGCCCGCUCCUCGCUGCACGGCAUCUCGCAGGUGGUGAAGGAGCACGUGACGAAGCCGACGGCCAUGGCGCAGGGCCGCGUCGCCCACCUCAUCGAGUGGAAGGGCUGGUGCAAGCCCGUGGAGCCGCCCGCUGCCCUGGAGAGCGCCUUCAGCUCCUACUGCCACCUGAGCGAGGGCGAGCAGGAGGCGCGCUUCGCCGCAGGCGUGGCGGAGCAGUUUGCCAUCGCCGAGGCCAAGCUGCGCGCCUGGUCCUCGGUGGACGGGGACGACUCCAACGACGAGUCCUACGACGAGGACUUCAUGCCCUCCACGGAGAGCUCCCAGCCGACCGAGCUGUCCGGCUCGGUGCCCGCCAGCGCGCUGCUGCGAGACCUCCUGCAGGGCCACCUGUGCCAGCUGGGCGUGCGGCACGGCUCCUGCGAGCCCGAGAGCGACUCGUCGCACACCCUGUCCCCCGAGACCCUCUGCUCCAGCCUCUGCAGCCUGGAGAUGGUGUCGCCCUCCGAACUCACUGCCAAACUGCUGGGCUCCCUGGGGGGCGAGGACCUGCUGCUGCCCAAGCUGCCCCCCCCGGCCAGCCAAAGUGCCUUGCGGGGCCUGGCACGGCUCCGGUGCCAGGACUCCCUGUACCCCGUGUCCUACGCCGAGGCUUGCCUCUCGCCCGCCGAGGACGAGGUGGUGCUGAGCAAGGACUUCCCGCUCUGCCGGAAAGUCUCCGACGUCGCCUCCUCCGGGGUGGUGUCACUGGAGGAGGAGGAGGAAGAGGAGGAGGAGGAGGCCGAGGAGCCGUGAGGCCCCCCUGGGGACCCUGCCUCUCCCGCCGGGGCACCGGCCCCCCGCCACCGCGCCCCGGCCCAGCCCCGCGCUGGGCGAGGGAAGGAUCCUGCUGUGGUUCCUUGUGCUAGCAGGGUGCGGGGGGGGGGGACAGAGGGGUGUCCCCCCCUUCAGUGGGGCCCCCCCUGGC
Molecule: messenger RNA, 1272 nt
Organism: Oxyura jamaicensis (ruddy duck)
Lineage: Eukaryota; Metazoa; Chordata; Aves; Anseriformes; Anatidae
Gene: FAM131A
Product: family with sequence similarity 131 member A
Source: RefSeq, a predicted model, not a curated record